CUCAUCUCUCUGGUCUCUCUGCCUGUAUACCGAUCCGCUGUCAGCUGAUAUGGUGAUGAUAGGUGAUGAUAGCGUAAUGAUGUGUGUUGCUCUUGAGUGUGUGGGCGAAUGAGUGUCAUGGUUCGAGCACUACUUCAGUGCAUCAGGGGACCGAAGAGGAUCGUUACCGUUAAGACAUUUUAUACGUCGUCUGCAUUUUUAAGGCCCGAAAAGAGAAUUACGAUGGCUAACCUAACCUAUGAGGAGACUCUGUCAGACUCCAAGGCUGCGUUUCUGGCAGCAGUGAAGGCAGUCAAGCCGGCCCAGCUGGUAAAAAGUGCUGUUGAAAUGAAAGGGAAUGUGCUGACUGUAAAAGGUCAUGCGUUUCAUCUUAAGAAACCGUGCUAUGUUGUCGGAUUUGGAAAAGCAGUAUUAGAGAUGGCACUCGCAGUCGAAAACGUCUUAGGCCAACAUAUGCAAUCAGGACUAGUUAGCGUUCCUGUGGGCACUCUACUGAAACAUCCCAUCCCAGUCAAUAGCAGGAUCGAAGUAUUGGAAGGAGCUUCUAACAAUCUUCCUGAUAGAAUGGCAGAACAAUCGGCAGCAAGGAUCUUAAAAGUUGUCGAGGACUUAAGAGAAGAUGAUACUCUCCUGGUGUUGAUUUCUGGAGGAGGUUCGGCCCUUCUGCCUCACCCCUUGCCGCCCCUAACUCUAGAUGAAAAAUUGCAGGUGGUAAAACAACUAGCAAAUGCUGGAGCAGAUAUCCUUGAUCUAAAUUGUGUACGCAAGCGUUUAUCAUCUGUGAAAGGAGGGAAGUUGGCAGCAGCAGCCCAACCAGCCACUGUUGUCUCACUUAUACUUUCCGAUGUUAUUGGAGAUCCUGUAGAUUUUAUUGCAAGUGGACCCACUGCCCCCAGCACUGAUGCUCCCUCAGCAGCUUGGGAUGUCAUCUGUAAGUUCAAUUUACAGGAAUCUUUACCAAAAGCAGCACAGUUGUGCCUUACUUCUGGAAGUGCCACACCAGCAGAAGAUAUGCAAAACAAAGUCCAGAAUAUUUUAAUAGGUAACAAUGUAGUAGCCAUCAAUGCAGCUGUGGAGCAGAUGGUUAGUCUCAAUUACUCUGUGUGUGUUUUAUCAGAAAAGAUAGAAGGCAAUGUAGCUGAAGUUGCACUUUUUUAUGCACAACUAGCUUGUGGUAUCAGUGAUGUUAUGGUUAAUGGUAGUGGUUGCUCUUUAGAGAAAUUUGGAGCUGACACAUCACAGUUCCUUGGUGCGGCAGAUAGAAUAAGGAACGCAAUACAGAACAGCCCAGGGAAAAAGGGUGUGUGUAUGGUUGCUGGAGGCGAAACCACAGUGAAAGUGACAGGCAAAGGCCUAGGUGGUCGAAAUCAAGAACUAGCUCUCAGGUUUGCCGAAGAGAUGAAAAACUUGGACGUCAAAUUCAAGUUUGUGAAUAAACCAGUCAUUUCACUCUUGUCUGCUGGAACUGAUGGUAUAGAUGGCCCCACCAAUGCAGCGGGUGCCUUUGGAUAUGCUGACCAACUAGACAAAAACAUUAACCACCUGAAAUACUUACUAGAUAAUGAUUCACACUCUUUCUAUUCAAAACUCAAAGAGGGAGAAAACCUUAUUUUGACUGGCCAUACUGGCACUAAUGUAAUGGAUAUUCACAUUUUGUGUGUUGAAAGAAAGGAGUAAAAUUUGGAUUCGAAAUAAAGCAAAUAUAAAUUUUUAAAUGUG
Molecule: messenger RNA, 1719 nt
Organism: Thrips palmi
Lineage: Eukaryota; Metazoa; Arthropoda; Insecta; Thysanoptera; Thripidae
Product: glycerate kinase
Exons: 4
Coding region: 109-1677 (522 amino acids)
Biological process (GO): protein phosphorylation
Cellular component (GO): cytoplasm
Molecular function (GO): glycerate kinase activity
Source: RefSeq, a predicted model, not a curated record